AUGGCUAUUAAAGAUAAAGUAAAGAGAAUUUCAAGAGUGUUUAGCCCAGACUCAAAAGAAGCUAAGGCUCACAAGACAGAAACUGGUGCUACCACUACCACUACCACAACCGAUAAUAAUGCUGAGGGAGAGGCUCCAGCCACCACUACAACUACUGAUGACAUUGUCGCUGCUGCUGAACCACAGGCUCAACCACAAGCUGAAGCUGAAACUGAAACUGAAGCUCAAUUGGCUUCAGAAGAAAAAGCAGCAGUAACUGAACCAGUUGUUAAAUCCACUAACGAAGAUGGUAUCACUGCAUAUGCCGAUGCAACUGGCACAAACUCAGCGGUUAAAGAUGCACCAGAAGUUGCUCAAGUGACUCAAACUCCAAUUGAAGAGACUAGCCACGUUAAAGACACCACCACUGUUGCACCUGUGACUGCCACCGAUGCUGCUAAUAUUGAAGUUACUGAAGGAACACCAAUUGAUUUGGGCGAUGGUAGUUCUGGAGCUGCUGCAAGUGGUGAAGCUACCAAAGCCACGGCAGCCGAACCAACUGGAGAAGCAACAACGACUACUGCAGCAGCAGCAGCAGCACCAGAAGUUACUGAAGCCAAUGCUAAUGCUAAUGAAGUCAAACAAUCAGAGCCAGUUGCUACUGAAGAAGCUAAACAAUCGACUUCAUCACCAACUCAACAUAAGAAGGCUGAUUUCUUUAAGAGAUUUUAUGCUAAAUUUAAGAAACCAGUCAUUGCCAAGUAA
This is a messenger RNA of Lodderomyces parapsilosis, 744 nucleotides long. RefSeq lists its product as uncharacterized. The transcript has a single exon. The record is from RefSeq and is a predicted model, not a curated record. Bases 1 to 744 code for a protein of 247 amino acids. NCBI's taxonomy places the organism in Eukaryota, Fungi, Ascomycota, Pichiomycetes, Serinales, Debaryomycetaceae.